AUGGCCCAAACUCAUCCAACCACCCCUGACGCCGAGCCAACCAGCCCCAAGCUCGAGCCAACCAGCCCCAAGCUCGAGCCCAUCACCCUCAAAUUCGAGCCGGUCAGCCCCACAGUCGAGCCGAUGGACCACCCAUUAUCUGCCGAGCAGAGCGGGCCACCUCAGCAAUCCAUCCCUGUUCCGACUGCGGAGCCGGCUAAGCGUGCAGUGAAGAAGUCACCUACUAAAAUUUCUCCCGUUCACGACUUGAGGCGUAGUCGUCGCAUUUUUGACCAGGUGCACGGCCAAGGAAGUAUGUCCCUUAAGAACCUCAAGGAACACGCAGACGUCAAGGGUGGACGACCAAAAUAA
Puccinia graminis f. sp. tritici CRL 75-36-700-3 is the source of this 351-nucleotide messenger RNA. RefSeq lists its product as uncharacterized. Lineage: Eukaryota; Fungi; Basidiomycota; Pucciniomycetes; Pucciniales; Pucciniaceae. The record is from RefSeq and is a predicted model, not a curated record. The transcript has 2 exons. Bases 1 to 351 code for a protein of 116 amino acids.